Molecule: messenger RNA, 3778 nt
Organism: Xyrauchen texanus (razorback sucker)
Lineage: Eukaryota; Metazoa; Chordata; Actinopteri; Cypriniformes; Catostomidae
Gene: steep1
Product: STING1 ER exit protein 1
Exons: 7
Coding region: 66-740 (224 amino acids)
Source: RefSeq, a predicted model, not a curated record
GCGACAGUGAAACUGCAGGUAUCAUUCUCCGUCUUAAAAAAAAAGUACGUUAUCGGAGAUCAGAUAUGCCCAAAGUGGUGUCUCGGAGUGUGGUGUGCUCGGACACUCGUGACAGGGAGGAGUAUGAUGACGGGGAGAAACCUCUGCACGUGUAUUACUGUCUGUGCGGCCAGAUGGUCCUAGUUCUGGAGUGUCAGAUAGAGAAAUUACCCAUGAGACCAAGGGACAAGGCCCGAAUGAUUGAUUCAGCAAAACAUGCCCACAAAUUCUGCAACGUGGAGGAAGAUGAGACUGUGUACUUAAAAAGGUCAGAGGGCAUCGAAAGGCAGUUUCGAAAAAAAUGUGGAAAAUGUGGUCUGCUCUUGUUCUAUCAGCAUCUGAUGAAGAGCACUCCAGCAACAUUCGUUGUUGAUGGAGCUCUGGUGAAGUUCGGCCAGGGAUUUGGCAACACAAGCGUAUACAGUCAGAAACAAGAGACACCUAAGAAAGUCAGGGUUAUGAUGACAAGGCGCACCAAAGAUAUGGGCAAGUUCAGCUCUGUUACUGUCUCAACGAUCGAUGAAGAAGAGGAGGAGAUUGAAGCGCGGGAAGUGGCAGAUUCUUAUGCCCAGAAUGCCAAAGUGAUUGAGAAACAGUUGGAGAGAAAAGGAAUGAGCAAGAGGAGACUACAGGAACUAGCGGAACUUGAAGCUAAGAAAGCCAAGCUGAAGGGAACACUCAUUGACAACCAGUUCAAAUGAAGAUUAUGUGUAUUGGUAUAGGGUGUUGUGCUUCAAAGAGUGUGUAGAAUAGCUAGCUUUUUAUUUUUUAAAGACAGAUUUUGUUUAAAUGUUUGAUUGGUUAAACUGUUUUUCAUAUUAUUCUUCAUUAAAUUAAAAACAGCUGAAUGGCAUUUUGUCUUCUAUUGGAAAUGUUUUUUUUGUUAUGUCAUAAAUGCAGAUGUGCAUGAUUCUCUCUCUCUCCUCACAAUGAGUUUGUGUUACGUUGGUUUCUCACACUUAUUGAUUGCGUGCAACUGUCCAUAAUUCCAACUGCGCUGUAAUUUCAAGGUAGCAUUGUUUGCUAUAUUCUUGCUACAGUGUUUGUUGGCAACUGUUCCUCAACCCAGCAUGUGUCUUGCUCACAUAUAUUACACGCAUGCAGUCAUAUUCAGUUUUGUGGGAAACACUGAUUAAGCAAAUCACUGAACAUGUCAUUACAAUGUGGCCAUGUGGAGAAAACCUCAGAAGAGUGAUGAUGUGCACCUGCAAGAAGACUUUUCUUUGGGCCAGUAUUUCUCAGUCAUGUGCAGAGGUCUGUGAUUCAGAUUCAGGAUCAUUGAACAGUGCAUGAUCAUUAUGUCACACCUGCACAAACCCCUAGUUUGGCAUUCUACCUGCACAGUUGCAGUUAAUUGCUCCUUAUGCAGGUCAGACAUCAUACCAGACUAUCUUUAAUGGACCAAUGGAGGGCUCAGCUGCUUCUGACAUUUGACUGGAUAUGGAUGUUUUGUGUGUUUUUUUUUUUUUGGUAAUUGUAUUUUUUAUAUCAAAUGACCAAAAAUGUAAUGCUUUUUUUUGUUCAUCAUUAUGUCAUAUGUGCAAUAUCUUCCUCUGGAUUUAUUCAGUGUAGCAAUAAUAUAAUGACAUCAGCUGGAAUUAUGCUUCAUAUAGGCCUACACUACAUGACCCAAAUGUGGAAAACUGAACACCGCACCCAUAUGUACUUGCUGAAUAUUAAAUUCCAAAACCAUGGACAUUAAUAGGGGCUUGGAUCUCCUUUUGCUGCUAUACCAGCUUUUACUUUUCUUGGAAGGCUUUCUGCUGGAUGUUAGAGCAUGGCUGUGGUUUUGCUUUUAUUCAGUAUCAUAUCAGAGGUCUACUGAAGUAGAUGUAGGUAUUCAGUGGGAUUCAUGUCCAGGCCAGUCAUGUUCAUCCUUACCAGACUUUUUUUAUGGACCUCACUUUGUGCACAAGGGCUUUGUCCUGAUGGAAAAGAAAAGGUCUAUUUUAAAAAUGUUUAAAGAGAUUGCAUGUCUUUAUUCUGGAUGUAGCUGAAAUAUUUGUCAUUAAUAAGGCCGUGUCCACACACCUUUAUCCAUGUAAUGUAUUAUAAGUGGAAUCAAAAACCAAUACUAAUUUACAAAAAUACAAACAUUCUCUCCAGUUAUCAGAGAUGCACACAGAUGCAUCCAGGUGGUAUUUGGGUGAAAGAAAGGUGCUGUGUUGGAGUCAUUUUGUGACAUAAUGACUUCAAUUAGGCAGGCCCACCAUGCAUCCCUCCCUCGCUGUAGAAUAAAUUGUUCACUUUUGAGUAACUAUGAGGAAAAAUGAAUUCACGUCUGGGCAGAGAGGUUUCUAAAAUGUUCCGAAAUUGUUGGUAACUGCAGAAAAUAGCCAGUUCUAUUUUCUCAAUUUCCCUAUUUUUUUUUUUUUUUAUGUUUCUGGUUGUGAAGAGAUUCUCAACCACUUUAUACUUAUGUUUGUUCUUGGUUAUGUUUGCUAUAUGAUUUAAAUUUAGUUUAAUAGGGCUCGAAUACUUUAUUUGGACCUUUUAACUUUAAAAAUGUGUUUUAUACUGAAUUUAGUUCACAGUCAAAUCUGAAAUGAAUCAGUUUCAAUUUAAGAGAGUAUGUGCAUGCUUGUGCUCUGGUAGUCAACAAUAAAUAUAUUAGAAAUUCCAAGUAGUAACACAGUGGGGCUUGCAACAUGAAUAUAAAUAUCCUCCCUGUAGGAUUGUACAGAGGUGUGUGUGGGUAAAGGUUAAUGUGUGAUAAUUUAAUCAGCUUAAAAGGUUCCUUGCAAAGAACCAGUAACAAAUUAAAAGACUGCAAUAAUAAUACCACAAGCAUAAUGUGUUUGUUUGUGUGCAAGUCUGGAACUCUGCUGCUGGUCACUUUGAUUAAAUGUUGGACAGACUGUUGAAAGACUGGUGUCUCAUUUUCUGCCCCUCAUUUGUUUAAUGAGUCCGACACAUGGCUGCUCAAGUCACACUGCAGAGCACGGAUCGGCCCAGCCCAUCUCUCUUCAUGGGUUUGGGUAAAGAGAGCUGCCAAGAUGUAGGCCGCAGGAGACUGAGAUCUACAAUCUUGUGACAUUUAAUUAAUUAAUACACAUAAACUCCUGCUGUCCAAUUACUCCUCCACUCAAAGAUUGUUGAAUUGUCUUUGGGCUGUUAGCUUUUAAUUAAAAAUCAGCUAGUAACUGAAGUCUUAAAAAGAGUUCUGAUAGUCCCUUUGUAUUGAAAGAAGAUGCAUAUUUUUCACAGUGUGACACUAGUCAUCGUCAAACUGUGAGUGUGAGGGUAUUAAGAGUUACAAGUGAAUGUGGGUGGAUUAACCACUUCCUGAAGGGGUUUUAAAAUGUAAAAAAUGGGUGUGGGUUAUAAGUGUUUGGGAGAUCCUCAAGUUCACACUGACAGCGUUGCAUGUUUUGUGUGUGGGGGUUUUAGGUGUUGGUGCAGGUGUAAGUAUGUUGAAUGUGUGAGUGUUGACAGGGCGAGAAGUAAUUUGUUGGGUAAAUUCCUAUGUGGGUUGAAAGGCUGAGUAAAAUGUGUGUUCUUAUGCUCUUGUACAUAUCAGUAUAUUUCCUUAAUCCCAAGAUUAUAUAUAUAUAUAUAUACUCAAGAAAUGCCACUAAAUGAUUUAUAAGAAAUAAACCUUGCCUACCUAUUUGAAGUUUACUCUCCUCUUUCCGGUCUCAUCGAAUUGUUUGAGCACUUCUUAAUUUUUUAUUUUCAUUUACAUUUACAUUUAUUAAUUUGGCAGACGCUUUUAUCCAAAGCGACUUACAAAAGAUGA